Molecule: messenger RNA, 2297 nt
Organism: Nymphaea colorata (pocket water lily)
Lineage: Eukaryota; Viridiplantae; Streptophyta; Magnoliopsida; Nymphaeales; Nymphaeaceae
Product: receptor-like protein 19
Exons: 1
Coding region: 1-2031 (676 amino acids)
Molecular function (GO): protein binding
Source: RefSeq, a predicted model, not a curated record
AUGCUUUUCAAUCCAAUCUCAUCGUUAAAAAUAGUAAACCUUAGUGAUAAUUCCCUAACUCGCAGUGUUCCCUCGUUGCUUUUCAAUCUCUCCUCCUUGGAGUCACUAGACCUUAGCAACAACUUCCUAACUGGGGUUUCCUCGGUGCUUUCCAACUCAAACUCCUCCUUAACAACACUAGACCUUAGUCACAACAACCUGAUGGGCAGCAUUCCUCCCUGUUUUUUCACCUUUCCUUUCCUCUGGAAACUUAACCUCGGAAGUAAUAAGUUCAGUGAUCUGCUCGCCAACUUUGACAAUAACCUAUACUCCCAGGACUUGGAAAUCCUUCAGCUUGAUCACAAUUUUCUGAGUGGUGAUAUCCCUUCUUUCGUCAACAGACUUCCUUCCUUGAAAAGCAUUGAUCUUUCCUCUAAUUGUUUCAAUGAUACCAUUGAUCUUUCUUUCUUUUUUAACUUCAAGGGCCUUGCUGCAUUGGACCUUUCAAAUAACACAAGGCUGACAAUUGAUUCAUCCCAUUCCGGUGACGAUGCACAAGGUAGUUCCAAGGGUUCUCCUGGGAUUGAAUCUUUAAAAUUGAACUAUUGUAAUAUUCAGACUUUUCCUAUAUUUGUCUGUAAACUUGGCAACCUUGUGGCUCUAGAGCUCUCCAACAAUAACAUUGAAGGGGAGAUACCAUCUUGCCUGUGGGAAAUUAGUCGUUUUGGCGCUCUGGCUCUUGAUCAUAACAAGCUACACGGUUUUGAAGAGCCAGCCCAUGGGAUUAGUUUAAUUGCAGAAGAUGGCUUUCGGUACAUGUCUGUCUCCAAUAAUCGGAUCGAAGGGGAAAUUCCAACUUUCCUUUGCAAUUUACCACUACGGGUCCUGGACAUGUCAGAGAAUUCCUUGACGGGUCACAUACCGGAUUGCCUUGGUAAACUGAACGUACUGAAUUUGAGAAAGAAUCAACUAGGGGGCCAAAUUCCAGAUGAAUUCGAGCCAGGGUUUGUCGUGUUUGUCGUCUUGAGUGACAACUUACUCACUGGCAAAAUUCCAAAGUCUCUCCUCAAUUGCUCAGCUUUGAGGGUCCUGGAUCUAGGAAACAACAAGUUGAACGACUCUUUUCCUUCUCAGCUAGGCCAACUGAGCAUGCUUCAAGUGCUGAUUUUGAGGUCCAACCAUCUACAUGGACCUAUUACAGUUGACGCUUCUCAACAGGAAUUUCAUUGGUUGAAGAUCUUUGAUAUAUCUAGCAAUUACUUUUCAGGGUCUCUCCCACAUGAAUUGUUUCGAGGCUUCAAGGCCAUGAUGUCAGGUACCCCAGAGAAUGAAAAAGAGUUCGUUCAAAUUAACUCGGCCUUCAUGAUUAGGUAUUGGGGACGGAAUGUUUCAUUGGACGUGGAGGAAACAAUCAAAGGAGAAUAUCGUUUGUUUAAAGAGGUCACGAAGGACUUGAUUAUCGUAGACCUAUCUAGCAAUAAUUUCACAGGCCGAAUUCCUGAAGAGAUUGGGUCCUUGACGUCCUUAUACAUAUUUAACAUUUCCAGAAACCAUCUUGUUGGCUCCAUCCCCGAGUCAUUUGGAAAGUUGCAGCAGAUAGAGUCAUUAGAUCUCUCUCACAACCAGUUAUCGGGAGUUAUACCAGAGGAGCUAUCUGUUCUCACAUAUCUUGAAGUCUUGGACCUAUCAUACAAUGACUUGCAUGGGAUGAUACCACAAGGAAACCAGUUCAGUACUUUUCCGGCAACUUCUUUUGAAGGAAACCCAAAGCUUUGUGGAUUACAGGUGAACAGAUCUUGCUCUCACGCUAUAGGAGACGGCUCUCAUGCUGGAGGAGAUGGUCUCGUUGACGGGGAAAACAAGCAAAUAAAUGAGAAGGGAUGGAAGUAUGGAUCAGUAGGACUCGGUUUUGCAGUUGGGUUGGUGAUCACAACUCUCCCCUUCUUGUUUAUGAACAGAGCAGCAGAUUGGUAUUGGGAUCGAACGGACAGGAUGAUAGACUUCAUCCUGCAGCAGGUUUUCCCUUCUCGAUUUGGUAGGCGUAGGCAUUGAGCGAACAGGUUCUCCUCAUGAAUCAAGAUUGUCUCCAGAUUUCUGCUGCUAGUGAAGUCCAUCUCGGUUGGCAAUGGCAUGUGUCUUCUCAAAGUCCCGACACACAGUUUUUUAAGCCAGGGCAAGUCAUGGUCCAACCAUAACCCAUGUGUCUAUAUCUGCAAUAUGGCUUCCUUUUACCUUUCUUCUUGUUUUUGUUUUGUUUUGCCCUUUUUUGGUGUAGCUGUUUCACGUUUGGUGAUGUGCUGAAUGUAAAUUCAAUACAG